AUGUGGGCUUCUAAUGAUGGAAAUGAUCCUGUGGAGACUACCAACACAAUUGGUUCUCCUCGUGUGCUCUUAGUUGAUGAUUCUCCAUCUGAUUGCCUUAGGACCUGCGUCCACUUAAGGCGCCAUAAUGUUCUAGUGACUGCUGUCAAAUUCCCAUGGCAAGCCUUAGAGCUCUUGAAUCAGGAACAUGUGGUGAACCUAGUUCUAACUGUGGAUCGAAUUCUAGAUCAUAUGAGUGGAUAUGAUCUACUGAUGGAAGUGAAGAAAUCACCAAAGUUAAACCAUCUCCCUGUGGUGAUUAUCUCCGAUGAUAUGAUCCAUGAAAGGGUCAAAAGGUGCUUGGAUGGGGGAGCCAAGGACUACAUCCAAAAGCCUAUGGAGUAUAGUCAUGUUACUCGCAUUUUAAGCUACAUUUGA
This is a messenger RNA of Setaria italica (foxtail millet), 417 nucleotides long. Its product is annotated as two-component response regulator ORR12. Gene Ontology annotation, biological process: phosphorelay signal transduction system; cytokinin-activated signaling pathway. The transcript has 5 exons. The record is from RefSeq and is a predicted model, not a curated record. Bases 1 to 417 code for a protein of 138 amino acids. NCBI's taxonomy places the organism in Eukaryota, Viridiplantae, Streptophyta, Magnoliopsida, Poales, Poaceae.